Messenger RNA from Oncorhynchus keta (chum salmon), 2513 nucleotides. Its product is annotated as dihydropteridine reductase. Gene Ontology annotation, cellular component: cytoplasm. Gene Ontology annotation, biological process: L-phenylalanine catabolic process; tetrahydrobiopterin biosynthetic process. The record is from RefSeq and is a predicted model, not a curated record. The transcript is spliced from 8 exons. Gene Ontology annotation, molecular function: NADPH binding; 6,7-dihydropteridine reductase activity; NADH binding. Lineage: Eukaryota; Metazoa; Chordata; Actinopteri; Salmoniformes; Salmonidae. The coding region runs from base 247 to 957 and encodes 236 amino acids.
UAAAUCCUGUACUUUUUAUUUGAUCUGAAUACAUGAGUAUGCACAUAAUUUGUGUGAGUGUGUGCGUGUUUAACUAUCCUUGUGUGUAACAGAAGUCCUCACAAGGAUAGUAAAACAACAAACAUUCAGACAAUUUUGCUGGUCGCCACAAGGGAAAAUUAUAUUUGAGGAUACAGACAGCUGAAGAGCUGUCGUGUAAUGGUAGUGAAAUAGUCAUCAUUGCUUGAAGCGCAUAGUAAAGAAAGCAUGGCUGCCAGUCGGGUACUCGUAUACGGAGGAAGAGGUGCACUGGGUAGCAAAAUUGUUCAGCACUUCAAAUCUAAAGGAUGGUGGGUAGCCAGCAUCGAUAUCGUUGCCAGUGAGGAGGCAAACGCGAACGUGCUGGUGAAGUUGUCGGAGUCAUUUACUGAGCAAGCAGGACAGGUGACAGCAGAUGUGGCCCAGUUGCUAGGGGACCAGAAAGUGGAUGCCAUCUUGUGUGUGGCAGGCGGAUGGGCUGGAGGAAAUUGCAGCUCCAAAGACCUGUACAAAAACACAGACAUGAUGUGGAAGCAGAGUGUGUGGACCUCUACCAUAUCUAGCCAUCUGGCUGCUGUGCACCUGAAGCAGGGUGGACUACUGACUCUGGCUGGGGCUAAAGCAUCACUGGGUGGUACUAGUGGCAUGGUGGGCUAUGGCAUGGCCAAGUCAGCAGUCCACCAGCUCUGUCAGAGUUUAGCAGGAGAAGACAGUGGGAUGCCCCCUGGAGCUGUGGCAGUUGCCAUACUACCGGUAACCUUGGAUACUCCAAUGAACAGGAAGUUCAUGCCUGAUGCAGACUUUGGUUCCUGGACACCACUGGAGUACAUUGCAGAAACUUUCUUCAGUUGGGCCACCGGUGCGGAUCGUCCAGCAUCGGGAAGUCUGAUGCAGCUCACCACCACCGGAGGCAAGACACAGGCCCUACCCACACAAUAAGACACAUUUCCUACCCACAUAAUAAGACACAGGCCCUACCCACACAAUAAGACACAUUUCCUACCCACAUAAUAAGACACAGGCCCUACCCACACAAUAAGACACAUUUCCUACCCACAUAAUAAGACACAGGCCCUACCCACACAAUAAGACACAUUUCCUACCCACAUAAUAAGACACAGGCCCUACCCACACAAUAAGACACAUUUCCUACCCACAUAAUAAGACACAGGCCCUACCCACACAAUAAGGCACAUUUCCUACCCACACAAUAAGGCACAUUUCCUACCCACACAAUAAGACACAGGCCCUACCCACACAAUAAGACACAGGCCCUACCCACACAAUAAGACACAGGCCCUACCCACACAAUAAGACACAGGCCCUACCCACACAAUAAGACACAGGCCCUACCCACACAAUAAGACACAGGCCCUACCCACACAAUAAGACAUAGAAACUACCCACACUAUAAGACAUAGAACCUACCCACACUAUAAGACAUAAUAGGCCCUACACCCCUAAUCAGACACAGGCCCCACCCACAAAAUAAGACACAGGACCUAACAACACAAUAAGACACAGGCCCUACCCACAAAAUAGGAGACUGACCAGACUGACCAGGUGAAUAUAGGUAAAAGCUAUGAUCCCUUAUUGAUGCCACUUGUUAAAUCCACUUCAAUCAGUGUAGAUGAUGGGGAGGAGACCGGUUAAAGAAGGAUGUUUAAGCCUUGAGACAAUUGAAACAUGGAUUGUGUGUGUGUGCCGUUCAGAGGGUGAAUGGGCAAUAACAAGUAUUUAAUUGCUUUUGAACGGGGUAUGGUAGUAGGUUCCAGGCGCACCGGUUUGUGUCAGGAACUGCAACACUUAACAGUUUCCCUUGUGUAUCAAAAAUGGUCCACCACCCAAAGGACAUCCAGCCAACUUGACACAACUGUGGGAAGCAUUGGAGUCAACAUGGGCCAGCACGCUUUCGACACCUUGUAGAGUCCAUGCAUCGACAAAUUGAGGCUAUUUUGUACAGUCAGUGUAUGUGACCUUAUAGAAAUGUAAGCAAGGUUUGAAAUUAUUAUGUUUUAGUCAAAUAUUAUAUCUGUUUGGACUUCUUGUGGUCGAUUUACCGUCGAUAAAUGGCUGAAUAUAGUUGAUUAUUCCUGGUAUAGAGAGAUGGAGAGGAGGGAGGGGAAGGUAGGAGAGCGGGGACGGUAAGACAAAUAUGCCCACAAUACCAUCUAGUGGUAGAAUGAAUCAGUUGCAGAGGAAACAUGAACCUCAAGUACAUUUACUUAUUUUGAAUUAUUUUGAUCCAGUUUGAGAUUGAUGAAAAUGAGUAAGCCGCUGUCUUAAUGUCAAACGCACAAUACAUUUCAGUGGAGUUGCGAUACUCUGUGUCUUGUGCCGAGUGUACCCAAUAUGCGUGUGAAUGUUUGGUUGAAGAUGUACUGUCUAAGUACUAUUAUCAAUAUCUCAUAACAAUUUUUUUUAAAUGUUGUGCUGUUUGAUGUGGUUUUACCUCCUUCUGAUUCAAUGUGAAUAAAAAUCCACAUUAAUCACAA